AUAAACAAACCUACGUAAUAUACCGGAUUGGUUGAGGUCGCAUGUUGCAUGACACUUACGUCUUGUGGAUUGAUUAAUAAUUUUACUCGAAAUUGCGUUUAAACGAUUGCGUUUAAUCGGAGUGCGAUAUUAAAGGACACUAUAAUGUGCAUUUUAAAAUAAGGCUUAAACAACUGCUCCAUUUAGCAUUGUAUCUAAACAGGGUUAACAAUUGUAUACCGGUAAUCAUGUUAAUGCCACUGAAUAACAUUUGGAUGUUCAUUGUCAUCUUCCAUAUACGAAUAGACCAAACUAGUGCAGAUGGACUUGAUCAGAACCAACUUGAUACACUUGCUGAAACCCUAAAGAUAGAAGUCAGGGUCAUUGAUAACCUUCGAAGGGAAGCAACUAAUCACAUUGUCAGAACUACUCUCAGAAAUGAUGGCAGUGAGCCAAUUCCCGCUUCCGGCUGGAGGCUGUAUUUCCACAGCAUGCUCCUCGUAUACCCGGAUGUCUUUCCCAAAAAUAUGACGAAAGAGCUUGACGUUGAACAAGUCCGAGUGGGCAUGGUACAGGGCGACCUUUACUUCCUUGAGCCCAUGAGCGGGUUCAAGCCUUUGCCUGCAGGGUCCGCCAGGAAUUACAACAUCGUUGUCAGUCUGUGGGCCGUGCAGCGGACGGAUUUCAUGCCCCUUUGGUACGUCACGUCAACUAACGUCACUGUUCAACAACGCGUGGUGCGAUCCACUUCGUCAUUUGACCUCGAGUACGUCACUGAUUUCGAUGACGUCAGACAGUGGAAGCGCUGGCGUGGGGAUCGGUACAAUCCGUUCACACCACAGGAGCGGGCAGAACGACUGGCGUACGAUGACAGCAAUAUUGAAACCAAGGUUAUUAUUCCAACACCGAAGUCACUCCAGAUAGACCUCCAAAAGCCCAUGACUUCAUUCAACACCAGCUGGAAGGUGUUUGCAGAAGACAACAUCUUUAACGAUACAGCUCUGUACAUAACAGAAAAACUGAAAAUUCAGCAAGUCUUUUCGAAGCCCAGCGCUUACGUCAUAAUACUGAGUCGUAACAAUACCAUUGGACCUGAAGGGUAUACUUUAAGCGUCGAUGAGAACGUCAUUCGUCUUGAAGCAAGUGACGCGGUGGGAAUGUUCUACGCCGUGCAAUCUCUCAGAAGCAUUAUUGACGGAGCGAGCGGUGCAAACAUCCGUGCCAUGACCGUUCACGACGCACCGCGCUACCGCUGGAGGGGAAUGCAUCUUGACGUCGCUCGAAAUUUUCAUACGAUUGAUGACGUCAAGCGUCUCAUUGAUGUCAUGGCGAUGUACAAGAUGAACGUUCUGCAUCUCCACCUCACGGAUGACGAGGGAUGGAGACUGGAGAUCGACGGACUGCCGGAACUCACCGAGGUGGGUGGCAAAAGAUGUCAUGACCCGCAAGCAAAUGAAUGCAUUAUUCCGCAAUUCGGAUCCGGUCCAUUUGCAAACUCCUCUGGAAGUGGAUUUUUCACAAAAUCGCAGUAUCGCGAACUACUUUCCUACGCAAAGAAAAAUCACAUAAAGGUAGUUCCAGAGUUCGACAUGCCAGGUCACUGUCACGCCGCGGUCGCGUCGAUGGAAAAUCGGUUCAGUAAAACGAAUUCAUCUGAGUAUCGUCUCCUUGAUCCAGACGACAGUUCUACAUAUCUGUCCGUGCAAAAUUGGAAGGACAAUGCCGUAAACCCGUGCAUCAAUUCCACAUACGCCUUCAUUGGCAAGAUUAUGGAUGCUGUAAAAGCCCUUCACGCGGACCUUCAGCCCCUCGAGAUCUACCAUUUUGGCGGGGACGAGGUAGCCCAUGGAGCCUGGGAGAACUCGCCCAGAUGCGCGGAAUUCCUAAAGGCCAACACGCAGUAUAACAUUACUCACGGUCUAAAAAAUUACUUCGUCGAGCGCGUAGCAAAGCUUGCGGCCGAGCGGAGCCUGUCGCUCGGUGGCUGGGAGGACGGCUUUUCGGACGGAUCGGCGCCACUUCCGGCCGGCAACCUCUCGAAAGUGGACCUGUAUGUAAAUCCUUGGAACAACAUUUGGGAGUGGGGCAGCGGCAGUAACGCAUACAAGUAUGCCAACGCCGGAUAUAAGGUCAUCAUGACACAGGCGACGAAUCUCUACUUCGACCACCCCCAGGAGCCUGACCCGGAAGAGCGGGGGCUCUACUGGGCAACGCGCUUUACCGACACACGGAAGGUGUUUGACUUCCGGCCAGACGCCCUCUACGACAACAUCCGGGAGGACCGCAGCGGUAACCCCCAAAGCAAGCAAGACAUCUGUGGCGAAGACAUGUCCAAGUGCACACUUUUGGAGAAACCGGAAAACGUUCUCGGUAUACAAGGCGCGCUCUGGAGCGAGACGAUACGCACGAGCGAAAACAUGGACUACAUGAUCUUCCCGCGGAUUCUGGCGCUCGCGGAACGCGCGUGGCACAAGGCGCCAUUCGAAGAGACGGGCGUAUCGUCGCAAAGUGAUUGGCUUACUUUCGCAAAAGCGCUUGGAGAAAAAGAGUUCCGCCGACUGGAAGCAAAUGGUGUUCAAUAUCGCAUUCCUCCGCCGGGAGCAAGCGUUUCUUCUGACAAAGUAACGGUGACUACAACAUACCCCGGGCUGGGUAUCCAGUACAGCUCGAAUAACGGAUCUACCUGGCAAAAUAUCGGCGCUAACCAAGCAGCCACAGUUACAUGGAACCGAGCCGGAUCGAUUCUACUUAGAGCAUCAAAUGCAGCUGGUACCCGAUACAGCCGUUCCGUUAAACUAUCGAAAGGUACAGCCCCCAAGUGGUCAGAUCAAAAGGACGUAGAUUACAUAGCGGCCAAACUGUCCGUGUUUGUGGAAGUUGUGGACAACCUCGAGAAAGAUGCCGAGGAUUUCAUGACAAUGUCUGUCCUCUUCAUGAACAUCGGUGCACAGAAUAUAACGGCGGGGUCGUGGAAGAUCUUCUUCUAUAGUUUGUAUGGGGCGAAACCGGGAGAGACACUGGCGUGUGGAAUGACGAUUGGGCACGUCAACGGGCAGCUGUACUACUUCGAACCAACGUCAGUCGACGCGUUUCCAGGAAUAAGCACUGGAGCAGUGCUGCGUUGCGUCUACAAGAACCGACGCUGGAUCGUCAGCCGCACAGACAAUAUGCCCAACUGGUACGUGGCGGCCGACGGCAUGAAGGCGCAAAAGUUGUCGUCCACCGUGGAUGAGGCACUGAAAUACGUGGGCCCGUUUAACGCCCCUCAGCAGUGGAAACGGGCCAAGGAGGAUAGAUACGACCCGUACACGCCCGCUGUCAGGUACGAUGUACUGAGUCGACUUCCGUCGCAAAAGCGACCCUUCAAGGUCGUACCGACGCCAGUUGAGUCUACGAUAGACGCCGGCAAAACGAUGAAGUUCGAUCCUUCUACAUGGGCAGUUGAACACUCUGAAGAGUUUGCAUUUGAGAGCCAAUUCCUUAGAGAGUCGUUGAAUAUUUCUCGAAAUUCCAACACCGCUCCCUCUGGGCACAUCCAGUUCGUUAAACAAAGCUCGUCCGACAGUGGCGCGGAUGCGGAGAGUUACGAAUUGGAUAUAAACCCGGAAUCCAGGGAGGUGGUCAUCAAGGCGCCGACAGCCGCCGGAGCGCUCCACGGCGCCCAAACUCUGAUUUCUCUGGUGGAGAACAAUGGCGGGACACUACCUCGAGCUAACUUUAAAGAUCAUCCGAGGUUCAUUUACCGCGGCGUAAUGUUGGACGUGGCUCGAAACUUCAAGCCGUUACCAUGGAUACUGAAGUUCCUGGACGUGAUGUCCAUGUACAAGCUGAAUAAACUGCACCUGCAUCUGUCAGAUGACGAGGCGUGGAGAGUUGAGAUAGAGGGCAUACCGGAACUCACUCAGGUCGGUAGCAAGCGUUGUCAUAGCGAAUACAAAGACGACUGCGUGAUCCCGCAGCUAGGGUCCGGUCCGGACACAGACAAUUCCGGGACUGGCUACUACAACAGGACCGAGUACCAGAAAAUACUGCAGCACGCAAACGAGCGCCAUAUUGAAAUUAUACCGGAAAUAGAUAUCCCCGGCCAUUCUUCCGCCGCAAUUUUUACCAUGGAAACGCGCGAGGACGAAAUCGACUACAAACGUUCCCACGGUCACCAGAACUUAUCGGAGUCGUGGCUGCUGUUCGAUCACAAGAGCGCCCUGAACGUGCUCAGCAUACAGAAGUGGACAAAUAACGCGAUGAACCCGUGCAUGAAUACUACCUACAGAUUUGUAGAGAAGGUGAUAGACGGACUGAUAGCCCUGCACAAGGACGUCCAGCCCCUAAGCAAGUUCCACAUAGGUGGGGACGAGGUGUCCCCUGGGGUCUGGGACGGAUCUCAAGAGUGUCGAAACAACCAUGAUAUACCGAACACCAUCCUCGCCAAUACCGGACAGCUUCAGCGCGUGUUCAUGCGGAGAGUUUCGGACAUCGUCGCCAAGAAGAAUCUUGAUCUUGCCGUCUGGGAGGACGGCGUGUAUGCAGACGACAAACCGAACCCGAUCACGGACUACAAAUCCAAAAAUGUGUUCGUCUAUCCGUGGAAUAACAGAUGGGAUACCACAUUUGCCCGACGACCGGCUGAAUUUGCAGAUGCAGGAUAUAAGGUGAUAUUACCCCUGGCCACGCACCUGUACUUCGACCAGGCGCAGGAACCGGAUCCGGAAACCCGGGGGCUCUACUGGGCCACGCGCUUCACCGACACCCGGAAGGUGUUCGGUCUGAUUCCGGACGACAUCUUCGCAAACCUGGGACCGGACCGGAUGGGGAACCCCGUCACUCUGGAGCAAAUAUGCGGUUCCAGCUCCUGCCCGCAACCCAACAAGACGGAGAAUAUCAUCGGUUUGCAGGCGUGCAUGUGGGCGGAGACGAUGCGCACGGAAGGUCAGUUCCACGAGAUGGCGUUCCCGCGCGUGCUGGCCCUGGCAGAACGCGCCUGGCACCGGGCCGACUGGGAGACGAUGAGGUCACCGUCACGUGACGCAGCGCGUGACAAGGAGUGGGAUGCUUUUGCGGACGCUCUCGGUUACGGGGAGCUUCCUAGGUUGGAGCGAAAAGGCGUUUUGUACUUGGUAGAACCACCAGGAGCGAAGGUCGAGAGUGACGGCACGUUGAAGGCGAAUACGCGCUACCCGGGUCACGUGAUCGAUAUAAUGGACGACAAGAGUCAGACGUGGGAGGAGUUCAAAGAGCGGAAGCUGGCCAACGGUCAAUAUACCUUCAACUUCAGGGUCAGGACCCCGGUCGACGGACGCGUUUCUCGCACAGUGGAGCUGAAAGCAAAGGUGUCAACGUACGUAAAUUCGGCGCAAGAAAUCCGCAGUUUCACUCUUCUGAUUGUGUUUGUGUGUAUGUGGUGUAUGUCGCGUGCUCACGUGUAACGAUUCAUUUGCACGUGUUGGAGUGACUCGUGUCAGUAGCUGUUAAAAAGUUAUCGCUCCCAGUAUGGUGGCCCUUUGAAACAGUAAAACAUAUAUCAUUUUGAUGACAUGUAUGCGAAGCACAACUUAUUAACAUUAGAUACAAAGUGUGCAACAUAAAACAAUCAAAUCCGCAUAAACUCCAAUAUGUUUUGUCUCUUUUUACAGUUAAACUUCAAAAUGGAGUCACAUUCCAACGCUAUCCAUUAAAGUCAUUUAUCAACACAACUAUUUACACAAGAAAAGCUCAAUGUGUAGGUUCAUUCUCACGUUAAGCAUAAUGCAUCUAAAACUUAUACAUACAUCUGUAAUAUAUUGUAAAAUUGUACAAUUUUGUUAGCGAUACACUACAAAGUGAUGGAAAGAUAUUGACGUAAAAACGUAGACGCAAACCAAGUUGACGAUAAGACGCAUGUAUGUGAAGUUCCUAUCCAGUAUGCUAAUUAGUCGCGUUCUGAGAAAACUGGGCUUAAUGCAUGUGCGUAGUGUCAUCCCAGAUUAGCCUGUGAAGUUCGCAGAGGCUAAUCAGGGGAGACACUUACCGCCUAAAUUUGAUUUUUGCUAAGAAGAGACUUUAUUUCAACGAAAAAUGUCAUAAAAGCGGAAAGUGUCGUCCCUGAUUAGCCUGUGCGGACUGCACAGGCUAAUCUGGGACGACACUUUGCGCACAUGCAUUAUGCCCAGUUUUCCCAGAACACGACUUAAAUGUUCAAUCACUGAAUGCGGAAAAGAUAUAACAAAUAUGAAUACUAUGUAUAACGCAAGACCAUACCAGUAAUCUGAAAAUUGUUUUUAUUAAUUUAUCGGAACAGGGUUGAAUUUAUAAUAAUGAUAUUGAUCUUUUCCUUCAAGUUGCAUGAAUGCAUGCUUUUGCUAAAUAAACCGAAUGUUAACGUUUGCACAUAUAUUUUUUGUACAAAUAUCAUGCUUUUUUCUAUUCACUGUUCAUGUGUUUUUUUAUUCUCUGAAUGUAAUGUUUUCCCGUAAAAUCUUAGACGGUAUUUUAUGGUCAACCGUAGAUGUGGAAGUUGCUUUAAGCCUUAUCCUCAAUGUCUUAGUUCGAAAAUCAAUUGUAAGUCCCGGCAAGUGACCCGAUUCAAUCCCUAGCGAAACGGUUGGAUAAUAAAUCUGAUGGAAUUGUUAUAAUUCAUGGACAUUCAUGAACAAAUAACAGCAUAAAAAAUCUUGUGAGGCGGCUUACAAAACGGCCAUCUACCGUUUUUUUUAAAUAAAUGUGCCAGGUGCUUACAUUUCGCUGGUCUUUUAUUUCAUGAAGCAACGAUAAAGCCUUGAUCCUAGAAGGCUGAUUUGUGUUCGUAUAAGUAUGCAUUUACAAUACAUAUUAACAUGGAGAUAUAUAGAACGUUUUUCACUUAUAUAAAUUUUAUUGAAUUCAUUGUUGUAUUGAUGACCUGACAUAAUUCCUUUCGGACAAAGCCUCUUCUGCACAAUUUUACAUACAUCUCAUGACAUUUUAAUACUACGGCUACCCGCCCCAUUACAAACUGCAAUAUUUAUAAUUGAGUCAAACUGUUCAGGCCUAUUUGGAGAUAGUGUCCACGUAUUGCAUCUAUAUCAAUGUAAGGAUUUUUACGUCCACUUACGUAUUUUUAACAGAUUGAAGCUAUUUUGAAACGGGCGUAAAAUAAUUCGAACCAAUGUUUUAUUUUUCAUAUCUAUUGUACAAAGUCAAAAUACAGACAUAUAGUACGACUUAAUAAAAGUUAAGUGUU
Molecule: messenger RNA, 7174 nt
Organism: Dreissena polymorpha
Lineage: Eukaryota; Metazoa; Mollusca; Bivalvia; Myida; Dreissenidae
Exons: 24
Coding region: 228-5402 (1724 amino acids)
Biological process (GO): glycosaminoglycan metabolic process; ganglioside catabolic process; carbohydrate metabolic process
Cellular component (GO): membrane
Molecular function (GO): beta-N-acetylhexosaminidase activity; polysaccharide binding
Source: RefSeq, a predicted model, not a curated record